Serinus canaria (Common canary) is the source of this 948-nucleotide messenger RNA. RefSeq names its product YjeF N-terminal domain containing 3 (gene YJEFN3). The annotation marks the transcript as partial. Gene Ontology annotation, molecular function: NAD(P)HX epimerase activity. Gene Ontology annotation, cellular component: mitochondrion. The record is from RefSeq and is a predicted model, not a curated record. The transcript is spliced from 5 exons. Lineage: Eukaryota; Metazoa; Chordata; Aves; Passeriformes; Fringillidae.
CCUCCGUGCCCGUCCCCACCGCGGGGCCCACCCGCGAGCCCCCAGCGCGCUCGCCCCGGGUCCCAAAAUCCCGUCCCGGGGGUGGAGCGGGGUCCCGAAUCCUCUCGGGAGAGGGGUUGGGGACAGCUCUGUCCCGCUGUCCUGAGCGGGGACUGUCCCCAAGGCAGCCAGGCGGAGGCGGAGGCCAUGGAGAAGGAGCUGCUAGAGGAUUAUCGCUUCGGGCGGCAGCAGCUGAUCGAGAUCUGGGGACACGCCUGUGCCGUGGCUGUCACCAAGGCCUUCCCGCUGCGCUCUCUGCCCCGCAGGCAGCCCACGCUGUUGGUGGCCUGCGGGCCGGGCCGGAUCGGGGCCGUGGGCUUGGUGUGCGCCCGCCACCUGCGCAGCUUUGAUUACGAGCCCACCAUCUUCUACCCCAAGCGCUCUCCGGACCCGCUGCACCGCGACUUCACCACGCAGUGCGAGAAGAUGGACAUCCCCUUCCUGUCCUACCUGCCCGCCGAGGUGCAGCUGCUGAACGACGCCUACAACGCCGUGGUGGACGCGGUGCUGGGAGCCGAGGGGACCGAGGGGACAGAGGGGACAGAGCCCUGCGCCGCCAUCCUGGCCACCCUCCAGCACGUCCGCAUCCCCAUCGUCAGCCUGGAUGUCCCCUCAGGCUGGGCGGCGGGCUCGGCUGGCAGCGGUGCCAUCAGCCCGGACGUGCUGGUGUCGCUGCUGGCCCCCAAGGAGGUGACGCGGCGCUUCCGGGGACGGCGACAUUUCCUGGCCGGGCGCUUCGUGCCCGAGGAGCUGCGCAGGAAAUUCGGGCUCGGCCCCGCCGAGUACCCGGGCAGCGACUGCGUGGUGGCCCUGUGACCCCAAAAACACCCUGGGACCCCCCCAAAAAACACCCUGGGACCCCAAAAACACCCUGGGACCCCCCAAAAACACCCUGUGACCCCAAAAACA